AGAAAGAUUUUCAAACAAACAAACAAAAUAAUUUGGAUCUGUCGUUCUUCGAGCAGAUCAGAUCCAGACUCAAAUUCAUCGUCUUCAUCCCACUUCGCCCAUCGCCAUUUUUGCAGCUUCAAAGGUAUUAUUAUUAUCAUUAUUAUACCAAUCCUCCUCCUCCCUCUCCAUUGCAAUACGCGCCACCGCUGCAAUUUUAUAAUUAUUGGAGUUGCUGCUUGACUGAGCUUUACUAGUUAAUCAUGUCUGAGCAUAUCAAAGAGACUGAACGGCUGGAUGGAGAUGGACAUGUUGGAUCUGAAGAAUCUAUGCCGUCGUCUCGGAAGGAGGAGGAAGUUAUAAAGAAAAAAUAUGGAGGAAUUGUUCCCAAGAAGCCACCGCUCAUUUCUAAGGAUCAUGAACGUGCGUAUUUUGAUUCUGCUGAUUGGGCAUUGGGAAAGCAGCAAGGAGUUGAGAAGCCUAAAGGACCUUUACAAGCUCUUCGGCCAAAAUUACAGCCAACACAACAGCAAACACGAUACAGGAAGUCUCCUUAUGCUCCAUCCGAUGGCGAAGAUGGAGGAACUGCUCCGAAUGAAUAGGCAACUUGGAAUGACUGAACAACUGCUGCUGCUACUUGUGCUUGUUGCAGUUGUUUUGUUGUAACUCACUCCUGUUGGAUGCCUGUUUAGGUAUGAGCAAUCUUCUUUUGUUUAUUAGAAUACAAUUGCUCGGGUCGGGAUCUGUUCAUGUGCUUACACUAAGAAUAUCUAUUGUGCGGAGAAUGGUAUUGGACAUUAAUCUAUUUCAUAUUGUCAUUGAUAUUGUGAU
This is a messenger RNA of Cucurbita pepo subsp. pepo (vegetable marrow), 810 nucleotides long. The record is from RefSeq and is a predicted model, not a curated record. Lineage: Eukaryota; Viridiplantae; Streptophyta; Magnoliopsida; Cucurbitales; Cucurbitaceae.